AUGUAUCAAGUCUUCCUUCUACUACUAAUCAGUCUCAGUGUACAAAGUGACGAUUUUACUCUGGUCCAUUUAGACGGUUUGCAUCCAAUUGCGAGAAACACAAAUCCCAGAUCUGAAAGGUACCGGGACGUCUAUACUAACCACAAUAACUUCAAAGAAGUGGUGAACUCUUAUUAUGGGAUUGCAAGAAGACCCAACCAAAGGAAAUUCGAGAGACUGCCUGACAUACUACACGAUAUAAGCGUAUUUAGAAGUUUUCCUAGACUAGAAAAGGUCUCACCGGUGCAGCUAGAAAACUCUGCAAACUUGGACAGGAUUGAUUUCCACUACCCUAACAUAGACAGGAGUGAAGAACUAGAGUCGAACUUUGGUAGCUUCACAAACGAAUAUCCUACGGAGCAAAAUAGGUAUGUCUUCAUGCAAAGUCAAAAACUUGUAGCAAAUGAAGAGGAAAAAGGAGACAAGUACAAGAGACCCGUGUACAAAACUACAAAAUAUAACCAUCCGAAAUCAUACGUGCAAAAAAUUCCGAAAACAACUACUCCUACGUAUGAAAAUAAAUACGAGGAGCUAAACAUAAGGAACAACAGCAACUCUACUUCGACAAAGGGCAGAAUAAACCAAUUAUUGCAAAGUUAUCUGGGAAAACUCUACGAAAAAAAAUAUAACAGCACUUUGUCCGAUGUCCAACCUAAUACAUCAUCAAGACUGGAACAGGAGCAGAAAUCUAAGAAACUCUUAGACGUCAACACCCUGAAGAACUUAAAGAACAAUGCCAUAAAUAAAAUAAAUAAGAUUUUCAGUUUGUUCACUGUAGUUCAGUUCAAUAAUACUCAAUGCACGGCGAAUAACACGGCUGGCGUUUAUCAAGGGAUUUGCUAUACCGCUUCCCAGUGUACCAGCCAAGGUGGUACCGCUAUGGGUGACUGUGCUAAUGGAUAUGGCGUCUGCUGCGUUUUUAUAGGCACUUGUGGCGGAAGCGGAAGUCAAAACUGCACAUACUUCCAGAGCCCCAACUAUCCCGAUUAUUACCCAUCAGACGGCAGCACAGUGACGCCUACUACUGCAGCACCCACGAAUCCAUCUCCUACACCGGAUCCCAGGCUGCCAUGGGAUUAUAACAUAAACGGUUGGGGCAGACAGACUGAAGAUGGAGUCUAUGCUUGUACGUUUAGCGUCAGCAAGUUGAACGACAACGUCUCGAAGAUCAGGAUAGAUUUUGAAGACUUGGAGCUGACGGGUCCAACAAAUGGUACUUGUACGGACGAAAGGCUGGUAAUAUCAGGGCAGAACGCCAACAACCAGGUUCCUGAUAUUUGUGGGUACAACACUGGCCAACACGUCUACGUAGACGUGUCGUCCCUGUCAGGACCAAUACAACUGUCUGUCCUGUCCGCUUCUGGAGCUAGAAAACGAUUCAGAAUUAAGAUAUGCCAGUUCGACGACACAUGUUUGGAACCAUCCAGCAAUUGCCUUCAGUACUAUACUGGAGUUACAGGUGUUAUAUCUUCAUUUAACUACGAUCAAGCUACGAUGCUCUCCAGAAGCACUCCUGGGUAUUUCAACAACUUGAACUAUGCAAUUUGCAUCAGAAGGGAAGAAGGGUACUGUUCAAUCACGUACAGGAACGUAGUGAACGGCGUGGAAUAUCCGUUUCAAUUCACCAACGUAGACGACUCUGGAAACAUGAUCAUCGUGCCAGGACAAGCCGGCGCCGACAUCUUCAACUGCCCGGAUGACUACAUCGUGAUCGACGGUACGAGACUAUGUGGUGACAAAUUUAAUGAUGGCAGCGUCAACGAUAAUUUCACGAUGAACGCUGACGUUACGGAUACAGGAGCUGGACCAAUAAUUGUACCCGUUAGAACCGAUUCGAUGGUAACUGGAAUGGGCUUUAAGUUAUUUUAUACCCAAAAUAGUUGCGCUGGUUAUUAA
Messenger RNA from Anoplophora glabripennis (Asian longhorned beetle), 1935 nucleotides. RefSeq lists its product as uncharacterized. NCBI's taxonomy places the organism in Eukaryota, Metazoa, Arthropoda, Insecta, Coleoptera, Cerambycidae. Bases 1 to 1935 code for a protein of 644 amino acids. The record is from RefSeq and is a predicted model, not a curated record. The transcript is spliced from 7 exons.